AUGCUAAGGGGGGCUAUCCAUGCCAAUGUAUUUCGUGUAGUUGCAUUUCUCACACUGGGGACGCUUUCCUUACCGUGUAGACCGAGCAACCUAUUCCUCUCACGGGCGACCUUUUCAUCGACAUCGUUGCAACGCACCGCGAGCCUCGCGCUCUCCGGCGAUUGCCCCGAGAAACGGGAUCCCGCCCGGCAGGACGGCGUCAACGUGGAGCAGGAGGAAUUCGCCGCGAGGUUCUUUGCCCGCCCCCUGCCUGAGCGCCUAGCCGCGAUCACGGUCGCCCGCUUUACGACCGCAACCACGAAGAAAAAGAAUGGCUCUGAGCCAGAGGGGAUGCCGUUGGUGCUGUUUCUGUCGCAAAUCCCCCAUUUGACACAAGAGACAAUUCUGCACGAUUCCGGCGAGGCCGUGCGGUGGAUUCAGCACACGGCACUCCUGGAAGUGGUCUUUGGGGACACCAGCCCGGCGGCCCCAGAGGAUCCCGCCGCGUUGUGUGGGGACAAUUCCUCUCCCCUCGUACGGGUGUGCAAUCGGGAGGCGUUGGAUGUUUUGAAGGCGAUAGAUAACUUGGAUAGCGCGCAGCACGCGACGGACCCCUACGCAUCGGGAAAGUCAAUGCAGACAGCAAGGGAGGAGAACGCAGAAAAGUUGCAGGUCACAUCGCAGGAACGGCACCAAACAAUCCUGAUGACGCUCAACGCGGUUCUCCAUUGUGAACACGACCGCACGAAGCAGCGGUACUGCUUUAUAAAUGAUGCCUAUCGUUGUGUUAUGCGCAGCGCCAGUGCGGAGACAUCGACCUCGAUGAAUGAAAACCCUCAUAGCGCUACUCUUCGCCAUAUCGCAUCUUCACUUCAAUACGAUGAUUUUGAAUCUUUAGUGCUGCAGGAUGAAGUUUUUCGAACUCAAUUUUGGGUGUAUCAGGAUCGCCUUAUCACCUGGCGUGAUCCGGAGGAGCUCUUGGCGCCGCGGUUUGAAAUACCCAUCUCGGAACAAUCCAAAGCAUGUCAAGAGAACAACUACUGCGGUUGGAACGCCCCAAUCAACGUGCCCACUCGCGAAGACGUCGCCGAGAUCCUUAAAUACAUCCCUGUGAACUGGGGAAACUUGGGGAACCUUGGGAUCCCGCCGGGGAUCAAAAAGUCGCGUAUCCGGUUGAGCAGCUCCUUGAUGUGGUUUCGGCGCCAACCGUAUUACUUUGAGGUGCGUGAUAUGGCGGGCACAAUUGAGAUCCGGCGCAGCGUCCUUUUGCAUCCGGAGGCGCAUGGCAUGACGCCGGAGGAGGCGCGUGAGCAGGUCAGUUUGGCAAUCGCCACUCGUAAAGCGAACAACUUGAUUCCACUAGGCGCCGAUGGCUACCCUCUCCAAGAGGAUUUGUCAACCGUUGAUAAGGCGAUUUGGAAAUUCUUUUACCGAGUAUCCCCGCCUUACUUUGUUCCUCUUUCCCUUAUUAUGCAGCGCUACACCAAGAAGAAUCUGACAGAAGAAAUUUUGCUUGAUAUGGCAAAACGGUUCAAGGAUGACUUUGAGGUAUAUGAGGUGCGCUAUGUGGGCCUACCACUUGUGAGAAAAAAACGUGUAGGUAUCGAUAGCUCUCGCUGGAGAAAAGGCUUCGUGGAAGAUUUAGAAAGGUACCCGGAGGAUGUUAAGGGCAUCAUUGUCAUCAUGAAACGCAUGUGCGCGAUCUGGGAUCGACCGGAGUACGUCUACGUACGAUUGAACUCAAAGGAGCAGCAAUGUGUAGGCGGCUAUAGCGGGAUGAUGCAAAUCCUCCAACGGCAUCCUGAGAUAUUUCGAGUUGGAAACCGAUUUGUUUGCCGUGUAGACUCCUCUGAUCCGUUUACGAAAGUGGAGGAGGAACCCUCAGUGACGGAUAUGACUUCACGGACCUACUUACGUGAUGAAAAUCCAUAUUUGUCGCCGCUUGAUAAUGCCAAAGUAUUCCAUUAUGCAAUGCCCCCUGAUAAGCCGUGCUCUCUGGAUUUUUUUCUCCAGUGCGCGAGCCCUGCAAUGCGCGUGGCGCUGCCAUCUCGAAUUGUUACCAUCAUCCAGCAGUUCCCCCGAUUGUUUGCAUGCAGGGAAAUGUCGCCUGGUGUAUACUCCGUUCACAAGAUCAACGCACCAACCACCAAUUCACCGUGCAGAGUGAAUGAGCAGAAGGUCCUCCACGGAAGUUUAUGCGAAGGUUAUAUUGCAGAUCGCAAUACCAAACAAACCGACGAUCAAAUUACAAGGAAGACCUCUAGUGGCGAUAGUCCGUGCGAUGACAACAACGUCAAGGAGGAGGAUAGUUCAUGGCUUUUAGAAAGCGAGAUAGCUGCCGAAGCUGACCUAUCCCGCACAGUUGUGAUUGAUGCCGUAAAAGAUCUCAUUCCACCUAACGGUGUCGAAAGUGCGAACCUGUUAUUUUGGGCCUCUAUGAGCGUUCAACGUGCUGCGAAUCAUCACUAUGGUGGGCUUAUCAAGAUGGUGGAGUCCGAAAAGAAACACUUCAGGGUAGUUGAUAGCGCAGAUUCUAAAAUGAUUUAUUGUGCAUAG
Molecule: messenger RNA, 2535 nt
Organism: Phytomonas sp. Hart1
Lineage: Eukaryota; Euglenozoa; Kinetoplastea; Trypanosomatida; Trypanosomatidae
Source: the annotation of a GenBank genome assembly